Molecule: messenger RNA, 475 nt
Organism: Piliocolobus tephrosceles (Ugandan red Colobus)
Lineage: Eukaryota; Metazoa; Chordata; Mammalia; Primates; Cercopithecidae
Product: metalloproteinase inhibitor 1-like
Exons: 3
Coding region: 40-450 (136 amino acids)
Biological process (GO): response to hormone; negative regulation of endopeptidase activity; response to cytokine
Cellular component (GO): extracellular matrix
Molecular function (GO): protease binding; metalloendopeptidase inhibitor activity
Source: RefSeq, a predicted model, not a curated record
GGGGCCUGCCUGACAUCCCUCUUCCCCACAGAACCCACCAUGGCCCCCUUUGAGCCCCUGGCUUCCGGCAUCCUGUUGUUGCUGUGGCUGAUAGCCCCCAGCAGGGCCUGCACCUGUGUCCCACCCCACCCACAGACGGCCUUCUGCAAUUCCGACCUCGUCAUCAGGGCCAAGUUCGUGGGGACACCAGAAGUCAACCAGACCACCUUAUACCAGCGUUAUGAGAUCAAGAUGACCAAGAUGUAUAAAGGGUUCCAGGCCUUAGGGGAUGCAGCUGACAUCCGGUUCGUCUACACCCCCGCCAUGGAGAGUGUCUGCGGAUACUUCCACAGGUCCCACAACCGCAGCGAGGAGUUUCUCAUUGCUGGUGAGGCACCAUCCCCGCGCCCUGUGCCACGCCAACCAGUCCCUGGGGCGCGGCCUAGCAACCGCGAGGGGGCGAGGCUCUGAUGGGAAUGGUCCCACUGGAAAUGGG